Nerophis ophidion (straightnose pipefish) is the source of this 1808-nucleotide messenger RNA. RefSeq names its product galactose-3-O-sulfotransferase 1b (gene gal3st1b). The record is from RefSeq and is a predicted model, not a curated record. Gene Ontology annotation, cellular component: membrane. The transcript is spliced from 2 exons. Gene Ontology annotation, biological process: galactosylceramide biosynthetic process; myelination. Gene Ontology annotation, molecular function: galactosylceramide sulfotransferase activity. NCBI's taxonomy places the organism in Eukaryota, Metazoa, Chordata, Actinopteri, Syngnathiformes, Syngnathidae. Bases 173 to 1519 code for a protein of 448 amino acids.
GCUAUUUUUUAGAACGACUCAUCUGGUCCUUACGGGCUACCUGCUGCCCGCCGGCACCGCGUUGGUGACCCCUGGUGUUGUGUAUGCAUGUGUUUUGUUUGUCAUCAUGCAGCUUGGGUGUUAGUCUCCCAAGGAACAGGAGGAGUGUUUGUGUUCAUUUACUUGUCAGCCAAUGAAUGACUUUUCCAUAUCUGGGGAAUCUUUGAAGACCAGAAGCCAAUGUUGUAGUUUUUGUUGUCUUCUCCACCUGAUACUGCACCUCCACUCGGUCUUCUGCAGGAUGUUGGCGCCAACAGGAAGUAAGUGUGUGGCAGUAACUCGCAGCCUCAUCUUGUGGUUCCUGCUGGCCGACAUCAUAUUGUUGUUAUACUGCUUGAAGUUGCCGAGCCGAGACGGCCGCCAAGAAGAAACCUGCCUCAGCAAGAACUCAACCGGACCUUCUAGAAGCCGCCGGAAAGGCGCGUGCUCACCCGUGGAGAACAUCAUGUUCAUGAAGACGCACAAAACCGCCAGCAGCACGCUCCUCAACAUCCUCUUCCGCUUCGGACAGAAGCACCGGCUCAAGUUCGCCUUCCCGGACGGACGCAACGAUUUCUUCUACCCAUCGCCGUUUCGCCGCUCGCAGGUGAAGAACUACACGCCUGGCGAGUGCUUCAACAUCCUGUGCAACCACAUGCGCUUCCAACCCCGGGAGGUGGCCACGCUGCUGCCUGCCGACGCCGUCUACGUCUCCAUCCUGCGUGACCCCGCCCACCUCUUCGAGUCGGCCUUCCACUACUACCACCGCGCCGUCCCCUUCACCUGGCGGAUCGGCGCCGAGAACAAAAUGGCGGCGUUCCUGGACGACCCCUGGGGUUUCUACAGCGUGGGCGCCUACAACUCCUUCUACCUGAGGAAUUUGCUGUUCUUCGACUUUGGUUUGGACAACAACUUGGAGCCGGACGACGCCGGCGUGACGGCGUCUAUUUCGGAUCUCGGCGCCAGGUUCCAUUUGGUUCUCAUUGCAGAACACUUCGAGGAGUCCCUCAUCCUCCUCAGAGAAACCCUCUGCUGGACCACGGAGGACAUUUUGUACUUCAAGCUCAACGCCCGUAAGACGUCGUCGGUCACACAUAUGACCCCGGAGAUGCGCGCCAAGGCUCUGCGGUGGAACGGCGCCGACUGGAAGCUGUACCGCCACUUCAACAACACCCUCUGGGCCAAGGUGGAAGCCUACGGGAGGGAGAGGAUGGAGCGGCAAGUGGCGGAGCUCCGGAGAAGGAACGCUGAGAUGAGAGCCGCCUGCAUCGAGGGCGGCGAGGCGGUGGACGCCGGGAUGAUUCGCGAGGAACGCUUUCUACCCUGGCAGCCCGUCGGAGGAAAGUCCAUCGUGGGUUACAACAUGAACGAAGAUGUGGACGCCGAGUUGAAGAGCACGUGUGAGAGAAUGCUCACACCUGAAAUACAAUACAUGGACCACUUGGGGGUCAAUCUAUGGCUGACCCGACUCUGGGGUUGGUUCAAAGAUUCCAUUUACUGAUAUUCAAAGGCAGUCAGCACUAUUUAUUGUUUUUUAUUGCUACUGCAUCUACUCAGUGGCCUAGGGGUUAGAGCAGGGGUGGGAAAUUAAUUUUUACUGGGGGCCCGAGCACUACUGUAACACUGUCUUACGCAACACUUCCUGAUGUACGAUACAAUGCAAAAAUGUCAAUUUUUCUCACUUUAUCCUGCAUCCUCUUUUAAAGUCCAACAUUUUUCCCCGUCCGAUUUGGACAACCAUCUGUUGUCACACCUGCCAGCUUGUCCCAUUAAAUAAAUGAUAAAUGGGU